AUCUGCAGUUUUAUGAUUCCAGGUGAAGGAGUGCGGCUCAGUGGUGGCAGCGAUCUCUGCUCUGGGAGAGUUGAAGUACUGCGUGGGAGCGCCUGGAACACGGUCUGUGAUGCUGGCUUUGACCGGCGGGAUGCAGAGGUUGUCUGUCGGCAGCUGCAGUGUGGAAUUCCUCUAGAGGUGCUGGGAGCUGCUCGUUUCGGUAAGGGGCAGGGUCCGGUCUGGUCACAGGAGAUCCAGUGCAGGGGAGAUGAGCCCGGGCUCCAUGGCUGCCCCACCUCAGCCAGGGAGCAGCCAAGCUGCACACAUGCAAACGAUGUGGGCCUUGUCUGUGUUGAGUACAGGCUGGUGAAUGGCUCUGAUUCCUGUUCUGGCCGAGUGGAGCUGCAUCAUGAAGGAGUCUGGGGGACGGUCUGCGAUCGCUAUUGGGAUCUACAAGAUGCCACAGUUCUCUGUCAGAAGCUGAAAUGUGGAUAUGCUGUAGCCGGCCUUGGACAGGCCCAUUUUGGGAAAGGCAGUGGUCAAAUCUGGGCUGAUAAAUUUAACUGUGAGGGCAGCGAGGCUGACUUAUUUAAGUGCCCCGCCUCUGAAUAUGGACGAGGUGUCUGCACUCAUGAGAAUGAUGCUGGUGUUAUUUGUACUGCACAGGCAGGUCGAGUCCGGUUGGCAGCCGGGCCGAGUCGUUGUGAAGGCCGGGUGGAAGUUUACUACAACAGGACCUGGGGGAGAGUUCUCCACGACUCCUGGGGCAUCACAGAGGCUUCCGUGGUGUGCAGAGAGCUGGACUGUGGCUCUGCAAUGGAAGUCUCUAACUCCUCUCGAUACGGGACAGGGCACAGUGAUGUGUGUCUGACAGGCAUUCGCUGCACCGGGGAUGAGUCCCAUCUGAUAAACUGCAGCCUUCCACAGCAAGUCAGCUGCAGUACCAGUAACGGUGCGGCUGUGCUGUGCUCCAAUCACACGGCCCUCAGGCUGGUUGGGGGAGGAGGUGCCUGCGCUGGGAGGGUGGAGGUUUAUCACAACGGCUCCUGGGGGACGGUCUGCGAUGACUCCUGGGACCUGGCAGAUGCUGAGGUGGUGUGUAAGCAGCUCCAGUGUGGGACGGCACUCAACGCCUCAGUGUCAGCCUCCUUCGGCCAGGGGACCGGACCCAUCUGGCUGGACGAGCUGCGCUGUCAGGGGAACGAAUCGACUCUGUGGGAGUGUGCCUCAGGAGGGUGGGGGCAACACAACUGCAGACACAAGGAGGAUGCGGGAGUCGUGUGUUCAGAGUUCAAGAAGCUGAGACUGUCUCGGGGCUGUUCUGGACUGGCAGAGGUUUUCUACAAUGGCACCUGGGGCAGCGUCUGCUAUAACGGCAUGAGUGAAAACACAGUUAAGAUGAUAUGCCGUGAGGUCAACUGUGGAGAGAGUUCUGAAAUAUCAAUGCCACUUCCAGCAUCUAGCACUGCGCGCAAGUGGCUUGAUAAUGUUGAAUGCAGAGGGCAUGACUCUACACUGUGGCAGUGUCCAUCUUCACCCUGGGGUCAAAACUACUGCCUGAAUAAUGAGGUGGCUGAGAUUGACUGCAAAGUGGAAAAGAAGCCAACUGUCUCCAGCAUACCCAAGAACUGCUCUGAAGACCUCACUCAGGAGCACUGCUCAGAGCCAGCAGAGCUGAGGCUAGCUGGAAGCUCAAGUCCCUGCUCCGGACGGGUGGAGGUGCGGUUCGAGGGGUCCUGGGGGACAGUCUGCGAUGACUCCUGGGACCUGAAGGACGCCCAGGUGGUCUGCAGACAAGUAGGCUGUGGGGCAGCAGAGAGCACAGGGGGUGGUGAGGCUAUGUUUGGACAAGGGAACGGCAUCAUUUGGCUGGAUGAGGUGAACUGCAGGGGCAGCGAGAUGCACCUGUGGGACUGCCGGCGCUCUCAACUGGGACACAAUGACUGCUACCACAAAGAGGACGUAUGGGUUACCUGUGCAGAAGCCUCUCCAUCCAGGCUGCAGCCACAGAGAGACAUGACCAUCCCAUUGAUAGCCUGCAUCGUGCUGGGAGCUCUGCUCUUUGUGGUGUUGGUCCUGUUAGCCGGGCAGCUGCAGCACAACAGGAUGCUGAGGAGAGGGAUUGCUGAGGAGCUUGACCCCUUCCAUGAAGCCGUUUACGAGGAGAUUGAGUACAAACUGGCCAGACAGGGAACCUAUGAUGCGCCCAGGAGAGGGAGUUUCCUUUCUGAUGAGCUGCCCUCUGACUACGAUGAUGUGGAGGACAGUGAAUCGAUGCCCUCUCUGGAAGGAGAGAUCCCAGGGUACUAUGACGAUGCCGUCCCUAUGAACAGUAACCCCGAAGAUUUAUCAGGAAGUUUCCAUUAUGACGAACUUCCCUCUGGCUACUAUGAUGUGGAGGACAGUGAGGGGAACCCCAUCCAAGGUUUUCCCCUCACUCCCCCUGGAGAGGAGAGCACCCGGGCCGCACUGCCCCCUGAAGAAGGACCCGUUGCACCUGACAGGACUGACUACGAUGAUGUUGGGGAGGAGUCUCCAGGAGAGGGACAUAGAGCAGUGCGGUUAGGCGGUGACAGCAACCUCUGCUUUGGGAGAGUUGAAGUACUGCAUGGGCAGACCUGGGGAACAGUCUGUGAUGCUGACUUUGACUGGCAGGAUGCAGAGGUUGUCUGUCGGGAGCUGAAGUGUGGAAUUCCUAAAGAGGUGCUGGGAGGAGCCCCUUUUGGAGAGGGGCAGGGUACGGUCUGGUCCGAGGAGAUGCAGUGCCAGGGAAAGGAGCCCCAAAUCUAUAAGUGUUUGACUUCAGCCAGCAAGAAGCAGAGCUGCACACACAGGAACGACGUGGGCCUUGUCUGUUUCGGGUACACUGAGUACAGGCUGGUGGGUGGCCCGGACUCCUGUUCUGGUCGAGUGGAGCUGCAGUAUGAUGGUCAGUGGGGGACGGUCUGCGAUCGCUAUUGGGAUCUACAGGACGCCACAGUUCUCUGCAAGCAGUUGAAUUGUGGGUACGCUGUAUCAGUCCCGGGACAGGCCUGGUUUGGUGAAGGCAGCGGUGAUGUACGGACUGAUAUAUUCGACUGUGAUGGCAGUGAGACACACAUAUCAAAUUGCUCCAUCUCUGCAUGGGGACGAGGUAACUGCACUCAUAGCAAUGAUGCAGGAGUGAAUUGUUCAGGUCCAUUGCUACCAGCACAAGCAGGUCGAGUCGGACCUCUACCAAGUAAAUGCAACACCAGUAAUGAAGGGACCACGCUCUGCUCAGAUCACACGGCCCUCAGGCUGGUUGGGGGAGGAGGUGCCUGCGCUGGGAGGGUGGAGGUUUAUCACAACGGCUCCUGGGGGACGGUCUGCGAUGACUCCUGGGACCUGGCAGAUGCUGAGGUGGUGUGUAAGCAGCUCCAGUGUGGGACGGCAUUCAACGCCUCAGUGUCAGCCUCCUUCGGCCAGGGGACCGGGCCCAUCUGGCUGGACGAGCUGCGCUGUCAGGGGAACGAAUCGACUCUGUGGGGGUGUGACUCAGGAGGGUGGGGGCAACACAACUGCAACCACAAGGAGGACGCAGGAGUCGUGUGUUCAGAGUUCAAGGAUCUUAGACUGGCUGAAGGCUGCUCUGGACCAAUAGAGGUUCUCUACAAUGGCACCUGGGGUAGUGUCUGCAGCAACAGAAUGACACAGAUUACAGCUUCAGUGAUAUGUCAGCAGCUGAACUGUGGAGAAAGUGUUUCUAUUAGAGAUGCACAAUCCAGGCUGAGUUCUGAUUACAAAUGGCUUGAUGAAGUGAUCUGCCGAAGACACGACUCUACACUGUGGCAGUGUCCAUCCUUACCCUGGGGUCAGACAAAUUGCGAAAACUAUGAGGUGGCUGCGAUUGAGUGCACAGUGAAAGAGAAGCCGUCUGUCACCAGCAUACCCAAGUCAUGCUCUGAAGACCUCACUCAAGAGCACUGCACAGAGCCAGCAGAGCUGAGGCUAGCUGGAAGCUCAAGUCCCUGCUCCGGACGGGUGGAGGUGCGGUUCGAGGGGUCCUGGGGGACAGUCUGCGGUGAUUCCUGGGACCUGAAGGACGCCCAGGUGGUCUGCAGACAAGUAGGCUGUGGGGCAGCAGAGAGCGCAGGAGGGGGUGAGGCUACGUUUGGACAAGGGAACGGCAUCAUCUGGCUGGAUGAGGUGAACUGCAGGGGCAGCGAGAUGCAUCUGUGGGACUGCCGGCGCUCUCUACUGGGACUCAAUGACUGCGACCACAAAGAAGAUGCAUGGGUUACCUGUGCAGAAGCCUCUCCACCCAGGCUGCAGCCACAGAGAGACAUGACCAUCCCAUUGAUAGCCUGCAUCGUGCUGGGAGCUCUGCUCUUUGUGGUGCUGGUCCUGUUAGCCGGGCAGCUGCAGCACAACAGGAUGCUGAGGAGAGGGAUUGCUGAGGAGGAGCUUGACCCCUUCCAUGAAGCCGUUUACGAGGAGAUUGAGUACAAACUGGCCAGACAGGGAACCUAUGAUGCGCCCAGGAGAGGGAGUUUCCUUUCUGAUGAGCUGCCCUCUGACUACGAUGAUGUGGAGGACAGUGAAUCGAUGCCCUCUCUGGAAGGAGAGACCCCAGGGUACUAUGACGAUGCCGUCCCUAUGAACAGUAACCCAGAAGAUUUAUCAGGGAGUUUCCAUUAUGACGAACUUCCCUCUGGCUACUAUGAUGUGGAGGACAGUGAGGGGAACCCCAUCCAAGGUUUUCCCCUCACUCCCCCUGGAGAGGAGAAUGCCCGGGCCGCACUGCCCCCUGAAGAAGGACCCGCUGCACCUGACAGGACUGACUACGAUGAUGUUGGGGAGGAGUCUCCAGGAGAGGGUGGGGCGCUGUGA
Messenger RNA from Acipenser ruthenus (sterlet), 4830 nucleotides. Its product is annotated as scavenger receptor cysteine-rich type 1 protein M130-like. Bases 13 to 4830 code for a protein of 1605 amino acids. The transcript has 26 exons. The record is from RefSeq and is a predicted model, not a curated record. Lineage: Eukaryota; Metazoa; Chordata; Actinopteri; Acipenseriformes; Acipenseridae. Gene Ontology annotation, cellular component: membrane.